Pieris rapae (cabbage white) is the source of this 1817-nucleotide messenger RNA. RefSeq lists its product as uncharacterized. The coding region runs from base 84 to 707 and encodes 207 amino acids. Lineage: Eukaryota; Metazoa; Arthropoda; Insecta; Lepidoptera; Pieridae. The transcript is spliced from 4 exons. The record is from RefSeq and is a predicted model, not a curated record. Gene Ontology annotation, molecular function: carbohydrate binding.
AUAGUAAGAAUUUUCUAUAUUAAGUAGUCAACAACUGGUUUUUCUACGAUGGUGUUAAAUAUGCAUGGCCGACAACAUUAACAAUGAUUUGGAGUUCUCUACUCGAACAAUCAGUAAUCAGAGAGAGUGUGCGGGGUGGGCGCAGGCUGGCAUGUUCGAAAUUAACUAUACGUGCAUCAAAUGAAGCACAUGAUGGUAUUAAUGGAAGAACAGUAAAUGACUAUGCAUUAGGAUCAACUUCACAUAGGGAGAACGAAAUGGCGUUUAGAUUACCAAGACCACUGGAAACUGGUGAUAUUAUAAAAAUUGAGGGGAUAAUAAAAUCAGAUGACAGACAAAAAUUUCGCAUGGCAUUGACCACUGGGGAAAAUUAUAUAGAUAAACUUAAUAUAGCCUGUGACGUAGAAGCUGAUUUCCUUAAUAAUCAAUUUGUAAUACGAACAAUAGUUAAUGGGCAAAUAUAUGAUAAAAUUCUAGACUCAUCAAGAGGAGAUCCUUCACCUACAGAUAUGUUUCCAGACUCAGUACCUGAAUUUACCCUUGAAUUCAAUGUUGCAGAAUAUAACCAAAUAGAUAUAAGUGUUGGUAUGAGCUUUUUGUGUUCAGUUGAUCUUAAACAUAACUUGAGAAGUAUAUCACAUGUACUGCUAAGUGAUGACAUAUUAAAUGUUAAAGAACUUUGCUUUAAAUAUAAUCAGAAUCAAUAAUAUAACUUAUUGAUUUAUGCCAUUUUUGCAUUUAGAUUAGUAUUUGAAUAAGUAUUAUUAUUAUUAACCAACUUCAAAAGAAGUUAUAAAUUUAAAAAUGUGAUUUGUUUUGAGUGAGUUAUCAAUCUGUUUAUAAUCAUUAAAGAUAGAAACAGGUUUAAAUUGAAAUGAAAAAGUGAUCUUUGAAAACAAUAUAAAUUCUCGAAAAUUUUAUACAAUCAUGUAAAAAAUUAGUAUUUGUUGUGUAGUCUCACUAUACCCACUUAUGCAUUUUUAUACUAAUACAUAUAUAAGUAGUAUAAUAAUUAUAGUAGUAAUAAAUUAUUUAAUUUAAUAAUUAUUUUGUAUUCAUCUUGAUGUGAUUUUCUAUUUAAUCUAUUGUUUGGUAGAAGUUGUGUAUACAAUGUUAAAAUGUAUUUCUAUGUAUAUUCAAUACAUAUUGAUUUACUAUUACGUCAAUACAUAUUCCCUUUGAAGCAAAAUUAUGCUUGGAAGUGAAUAAAAACAAAAGGUUUGAUCUAGAUGAAACCAUUAUUUUAGAAAAAACACCAUAUCUCAAAAUGAUAAGAAAGUUGUAUGACUAAUUAAAAUAAGUCAACUCUAUUAAUUUAUUUUUUGGAGUUAAAUUUACAUUUUUAGAUAUAUUAUUUUUAGUGUUUCUUUUUGUGUAUGGUUUGGUUAUGUGAUGGUCCGUAAAUUGAAGCAUUUUAGUCAUUAUUUUUAUCUGACGAUUUAUAUACCAAUAAUAGCAAUGUGCACAAAUAUUAGUAACAUUUUGGUCAUGUAUGAUUUCCAAACAAUUAUUUUAUUUUAGUAGCUGCAAUAAAAUAAGGGGGGCUUCAUCAACAAAAGGUAUGAAUUAGGUUUUUUUUAUUAAUUAAAUUUUUGAAUAAAAUGAAUGUUACAACAAGGCUUGGGUAAAUAUUUUUCAGAUAAUUAUAAAUGGCACAUUAUAAAGUUAUUGAGACCUUUUACUUAUACACUCCCACCAGUAUUUAGUAAUUAUUUAUUGAAUGGAUUAAAUGAUUGUAUGAUGUAAAAUGUAUUUUUCUAAUACUCAUAAUGGGAAAAAAGCACUAAUUAUACUAGUAGAUAUUAUUAUUAAUAAUU